Carassius gibelio (silver crucian carp) is the source of this 4470-nucleotide messenger RNA. It is a transcript of the gene ube2r2, whose product is annotated as ubiquitin-conjugating enzyme E2R 2. The record is from RefSeq and is a predicted model, not a curated record. The coding region runs from base 755 to 1507 and encodes 250 amino acids. Gene Ontology annotation, molecular function: ubiquitin conjugating enzyme activity. Gene Ontology annotation, biological process: protein polyubiquitination; ubiquitin-dependent protein catabolic process. NCBI's taxonomy places the organism in Eukaryota, Metazoa, Chordata, Actinopteri, Cypriniformes, Cyprinidae. The transcript is spliced from 6 exons.
CUAUGAUAACCGGAAGCAUCAAUAGAAGCGAUUGAGAAACGGCGAAAGAAAUCAUCACCUGUCGAUUGCGUUCUUAUAUCUCUCCUGCGCUCCCAUUAAUCUCCAUAGCCCACUUCCAUAACACCCAUACCCUUUAGUUAAUUCGCUGUCGAGUCGGUCUGGACGGAUAAAGCAGAGCUGGCAGUGUAAUUCUUUGCGCAAACGGGGGGUUUUGAAGGUGCGUUAUAGGCUCAGCAGAACAAAUGUAAACAAGCAGCUGAUCAGCUGUGCGGCCGAAGACGCGCAACGAAACGGCGUGAUGACAGCGAGCCGCAGGGUUUGACAAAAAUAUUCUGCAUCUUAUAAAGCGAAAUUAGAGAUCUAUUUGCAUGCUGUAGACUUUUUUUUAGAUGUUAGGGCAGUACACGAGGACAACUCCCAACCAAUCCAUCGCCUUCACCUCCAUUGCGGCCAGCAGCAAAUACAGAACAAACGGCUUAUUAUUAUUUUUUUUAAAUAUUGAUUAGAAGGGUGAUGAAUAGAUUUAUUCGGCUUAACAUCUCCUAUAAGAUUGGAAAACUUCACGCCUAACAGAAAAAGCAACAGGAUUCGAGAAAUAACAAAGGAAAAAUAAGGUUAACCGUCUCUUCAGGGCCCCAAGGAAUAAAUAAAUAUCAGAAACGUGUUGAUAUUUACAUGAAGCUGGAUCUUUAAGGCACCCGAACAUCACAUUUCCUGGGGAGCAGCUCAGUAAGGCUAAAGGAUCAGGACUGUCAUGGCACACCAGCAGAUGCCGAGCUCUCAGAAGGCUCUGAUGCUGGAGCUGAAAUCCCUGCAGGAGGAGCCAGUGGAAGGUUUCCGCAUCACUCUGGUGGAGGAGUCGGACCUCUACAACUGGGAGGUGGCCAUCUUUGGCCCUCCUAACACACUUUAUGAAGGGGGCUACUUUAAGGCCCAUAUAAAAUUUCCUAUUGACUACCCCUACUCUCCACCGACCUUCCGAUUCCUCACAAAGAUGUGGCAUCCAAACAUCUAUGAGAAUGGCGACGUGUGUAUUUCCAUCCUCCAUCCUCCUGUGGAUGACCCUCAGAGCGGAGAGCUGCCCUCAGAGCGAUGGAACCCCACCCAGAAUGUCAGAACAAUCCUGCUGAGCGUGAUCUCACUGCUGAAUGAACCCAACACCUUUUCUCCUGCAAACGUGGAUGCAUCGGUCAUGUUUCGUAAGUGGAGGGACAGCAAAGGCAAGGACAAGGAAUACGCAGAGAUUAUAAGGAAGCAGGUGAUGUCCACUAAGGCAGAUGCAGAGCGAGAUGGAGUUAAAGUACCAACGACACUAGCUGAGUACUGCAUCCAGACCAAAGUGCCUUCCCACGAUAGUAGCUCUGACCUGCUCUAUGACGAUCUAUAUGACGACGACAUAGAGGAGGAGGAGGAUGACGAAGACGAGGCGGAGGCCAGUGGGAUUGGCUGCGGAAUGGCAGGGGACUGUUUUGGCGAUGAAGACGACUCUGGCAACGAGGAAUCUUGACCUCCUUCCACCGUUUCCGUGACACUGACCUUUGCCCUCUCACUAUUCUUUACCCUGACAGCCUCAUAUUUCAUAUUCUCUUUUCCUGUGCUUAAAGCUUUCAUUUUUCACUCUGUUCCAAAAAACUCAUUACUUUAGAACUCUGUCCUUUUCAGCACCUCCCCGUUCAUAAGUAAAGUUCACUAUGGGUUCACAAAACCAGUCAUUGUUAGUAAUGUUUCACAUCCCACCUUCUCCUGCCUCUUAACCUCAGGGCUUUUGGAUAAUCAGAGCUUGUCAGGCCACCUUAAACAUGCAUUUCAAAAUGUGUUGUUAAUUGCAACCCUUUUUUUAAGGCUAGUUCCCUCAGAAAAUACAAAUCUGUUGUGUUUACUCACCCUUAUGUUGCUAAAGAAGCUGUUUUGAGAUUUUUUAGCUGAUUUUUCCAAAAGAUAAAAACCAAACAAUGCCAGUGUCCAAAUUCACCUACUUCCCCUACCAUUUAGUUGACAAAAGCAGUACAGAAUAGAAAAAAAAAAAGAAAAAAGUCAGAAUUGCGAGAUGUGAACAGAAAUCUCAUUUUCAAGAUUAAAAACUCACAGAUCAGAGAGAAAAGUCAGGAUUGGGAGAUAUAAACUUGUAAUUCUGAGCACAAAAGUCUAAGUUAUAAGAUUUUAAUUGGUAUUUGGCCCUUUGCAAAGAGCUUGAUUGACAGGCGAUCUGACAGUUCAUAACGCUGAAUCUGCCAGCAUGUCCGACAAACAAAUCAGACAAGAGAGUAGAUAAACUAAGACACAGUAAAGAGCCACAAAAUAGUAUUGAUUGAAUUUCUUAAUGAAAGACCAAUUUUGAAAGCCAAGACCUUUUUCAUACCAGAAAUAACCUGCUCAGUCUUGUCUGUCGGCGUGUUGUCAGUUUCCUCUUUUCUCUGCGAUGCAUUUUUCACUGCGUGAGAACAUGAUGUGUAGUGUCAGAGCGGCAUGGCUUGUCAGACAUUGCAACAUUAACUAAGGAGGGUGGGUCUUCGCGAAGGCUAAAUUGCAAGAAUAAAAAAAAAAAUUGUGAGAUAAGAAGUUGCAGUUGCCUUUUUUUAUUAUUUAUUAUAUGUGGAAACAAAAGAAUGACUGUGAGAUGUAAACUUAGAUUUCAGAAAAAAAAUAAAUAAAUUGCGAAAACCAGUCCAAAUUGCAAUAGACAAUGGCUUUGGAAGAGGAUGAAGGCCAAAAUCUAAGUUCUUCCUUCCUUAAGGAUCACUAAAGCUCUCAUGUAUGCUCCAAGCCAUUGAUUCUUGUGUUUCAUAACCGAAUGCAUUAUGCCAGUUUGAAUCAAGACAGCCACGCAGAUUUUCAAUGAUAUGAGGGUGAGUAAAUAAAUAAAACUUCAAUUUAUGAUCCAACUAGUCCUUCAACCCACCCAUGAGCUAGUUAAAAUCACCAUCAAAGGAAUGUUUUGUUCAUUUCCAAGCUUCUUUACAGUAUAGGGCUUCACCGUUUCCACUAUAUGUACUUAAUAUCCCACUUAGAAGUAUUUAAGGGUGGGAAAACAGAGAAAAAAUGGACUGUUUCCUUCUCAUAAAAUGUAAUUUCGUCAUUUUGACCAGCCAUCCACAUCAGCAGGGUCACCUUCACAACUACAUCCUCUUAUGCGCAGCUCAUAUCCCCAAAUCACCUGAGCUUUUUGAGCCAUUAAAUCACAGUGUCAGAUUAUAUGGCACAUGAAGGUGCUUUCAAGUGCUCAGCAACACUAGCAUUAAAACUACUUCCAGCACACCUUCAUUUCGCUGACCCAGAAACUAUGAUGAGACUGUUUAUGUCACUAUGAUGAUGUCCCACUAAUAUUCCAUCCACCAAUUUUGGCUGAAGGUAAUUAUACUGUUAUGCUUUUAAAUGUACACAUACUCUUGGUAAGUGAUCACGAAUGAGUGUCCAAGCAGCUGUACCAAACCAUUUCCGUUUCUCACCGAUUUUGACUGAAAAUCUUGGGAGUUUUUUUUUUCUUCUUUUUUUUUUUAAGUACAGGGUUUUUGAGAUCAUUGACUGCUGAGAACAUUUCACUCAUCAGUGUGAGCCCUCUCAUCCCCGGUCUUAAGCUUUUUUGCAUUGGCAACGGUGCUGUCUUGGGCCGUAGCUUUCAAGAGCAUGCUUGUGUGUUUUAAUGUGUUUUAUAUGAUGUGUCAAUCAUCCGAUGAGGGACGCGAAUCCCUAAGGUCUCAUUAAGGGGGGUGGAAGCGUAGACGUUUAUGCACAUGGGGUCUCAGGUACACCUUUAUUCCCACAAACCAGCCAAGGACACGGAUGCUGAUUCCUGGUUCUACAAAACCCCUCCAGAAGGGAGUGUGGAUGUAAGGAUCAUGAGGAAACAGUGCUCUCGUACUCUCCCGAGCAUCAUGAACUCACUGAACUAUCUAGAACAAUCGUUCCCGGCUCAAUCGCUCACUUAAACUUUUGGACUACGGGCCGAAAGGGCUCAACAGGGACGAUUCGAUUACAUGUUCAGCAAGAGACUCUCGGUGUAAUGCACCCCUGUGCACAGUAAAACAACCAAGUUCAUUUCAAAAAGUGUUGUGACGUUAAUCGACAGUGGAUUUGUCUUGAAGGAUUUUAUUAUUUGUGUCAUGAGUGUGUUUUUAAUGUUUCACUAAUGAUUUUUUGCUUUUCAUAUGCCAUUUUUUGGCAGGAUUUGUGGUCCUAAGUCAGAUCAAAACAACCGAAGUCAUUAUUUGCUCUAAGUUCGAUGCAUUUUCUUUAUCUUGUAAUGUUGUUAAAGGGAAUACCAUUCUAAAUAUUCACAUAAGGAAGAAUGGAGAACAGUAAAGAAUGAUUCUAAAUCGAUACCUGUUUCUAUUCUAAACAUAAGAAUUUGAGUUUGGGGGGAUGGGGGGUCCAGUAUGAUCAUUUUAAGACUGUGCUUGUAUGAUCACGAUACAAUUCAUUUUUGUUUGUGUGUAUGUAGAGGAGUUAAUGCAAUUAAACCAUUAGACAAGA